AUGACCGAGUGUUUGAAAAGGUCGUCCGCCAACGCGAACGCCGCGCCGCCGUGGCUCGAGGAGCACUUCCCCACCGACUCGACCGACGUGCUGCUGGGUUCCUUCGUCGGCUCGUACCGUGCCUCUCGUCUGCUUGUGUCGGGGCGAGUCUACGUCGUUUCCGGCCAACGGGGCGCGCGCGUGUGGUUUCAUUCGGAUAUCUUCGGUAUCGUCACCACUCGGCUCAUCCACCUCGCGGACGUAUCCGUGGUGCGCAAGGUGAAUAAGGUUGGCGUCGUGUCUGCCAUCGAGCUCCUUCGCGCCUCAGACGGCAAGAGCUAUGUGUUGUGCAGCUUUUUAUACAGGGACAACGCCUUCAAGUGCAUUCACGACGCGUGGAGGCUGGAGCACAGCGCGAACGCGACCGCGACGACACACGACGGCAGCGUCGCGCACACCGCGAGCGGCGACGAGAACGACGACGACGACGCGACGGGAAUCCCGGGCAUCACCGGCUCCUCAGAACGAACCUACUCGGUGGCGUCCUCUCAGGCCACCGAGAAGGUUUACGGCUCCCAAGACACCUUCUCCUAUGCGAGCCGCAGGCCCCCUCCCGACGCGAGGGAAAUCGUGCUCACCAGGCGCUUCCCCGACUGUAAGGAUCAAUGCGAGCUCUACGAUCGCAUGUUCGACUCGGAGCUGACCCUUUUGACGAAUCAUCUCACGCGCAACUGUAAGGCUAAGAACGUCGUGAGGAGCCCGAUGAGGGACGGCAAGUGUUACCUCUCUUACGACACGCCCACGGGUGUUCACCUCCCGUCCGUGCCCAAGGUGUGCCACAUGAAGGACGCCCAGAUGUACGACCGAGGCGCAUGGAUGUCGUCGCGCGCUCAUAGUCAGGGAACACCCUACGCGGACUGCUACAAAGUGGAGACACUCGUGCUGUUCGACGUGUCCUUCAGCCUCACUUCCGAGGUCCAGGUGUCGUGCCACGUGGAAUGGCUCAAGCCGGUCUCCAGCAUCGUCAAGAGCCUCAUCGAGCGCGGAACGAGGGACAAGGUUCGAAAGAGUUACGGCAGGUUCUUCGACCUGGUGGAGGAGGAUCUUCGGGCAAACGAAGGAGCGAGCGCGCCGCCGAUGCAAGACGCCGGCCUCAUCCGCUCAAACUCAACGAUGAGCGUCAGCUCCGUCGAGGUGCCGGUGCCCGAGACGAACAGCACCGCAGACAGAGUCGCCCGCACUUCGUACUGGUGGGGACAUGCCCAACGACGGAACCGACGUUUCGGUGGUUCCCGGGUCGUUGCAGUUCGUGGUCGGAGGUGUGGAGCCCGUGACGAAAAGCGCGAUCCGUUCGGCCAUCAGGCGCCUGGCCAGUGA
Molecule: messenger RNA, 1356 nt
Organism: Micromonas commoda
Lineage: Eukaryota; Viridiplantae; Chlorophyta; Mamiellophyceae; Mamiellales; Mamiellaceae
Exons: 2
Coding region: 1-1356 (451 amino acids)
Biological process (GO): intracellular sterol transport
Cellular component (GO): plasma membrane; cortical endoplasmic reticulum; endoplasmic reticulum membrane
Molecular function (GO): sterol transfer activity; sterol binding
Source: RefSeq, a predicted model, not a curated record